CCCGCCCACUUUAGCGGAUCAAGUUUGAAUGAAGCGCAGCAGCCUCGCUCCGGAGGUGCCAGGGAGAUUAUUUUUUUUUUUUUAGCGUUAAUUAUUCCAAGUGUGUGUCUAAGGGGCGCCCUGAUCCAGGAUGGAGAUGAAGAAAAGAAUCCUUCUAGAACUGCGGAACCGCACACCGAAAGACGUGAAAAAACUUGUGCUGGAUUAUUGUGUCUCCAAUGAAGGCAAAAUCGAAGGUCUAACGGAUGAAUUUGAGGAGCUGGAAUUGCUGAGCACAAUCAGGGUUGGCUUGACGACAGUGGCCCACUUUCCAAAGCUCAAAAAACUCAAGAAGCUUGAACUCAGUGAAAAUAUGAUCUCCGGAGGGUUGGAAGUGUUGGCAGAGAAAUGCCCCAAUCUCACACAUCUUAACCUCAGUGCCAACAAGAUAAAAGACAUCAGCUCCAUUGAACCAUUGAAGGAACUGAGGACCCUGAAAAGCCUCGACUUCUGGAACUGUGAUGUAACAAACCUGAGCGACUAUAGAGAAAGUGUUUUCAAGCUGAUACCACAUCUCAUGUAUUUGGACGGAUACGACAAAAACGACAAAGAGGCACCGGAUUCGGACACCGAGUUUUAUUCCGAAGGCUGGGAAUAUGAUGAUGAAGAUGAUGAUGCGUUAGACGAGGAGGACUGUGAUGAAGAUGGCGCAACGGAAGAUGAGGAAGACGACGACGAAGAAGAUGAUGAUGAUGAGGAGAAUGAAGAAGAGGGCCUUAGUGGAGAGGAGGAAGGCGAGAAGGAGGAUGUCAAUAACCAAGAUGACGACAACGAGGACGACGACAGCGAAGAUGAGGAGGAGGAGGAGCGAGGUCAGAAGAGAAAAAGGGAACUGGAUGAAGAAGGAGAAGAAGACGAACCCGAUGACGACGACGACGAUUGAGUCAUUUGGAGGAGAAUUUGUUUGGUUGAAUUUUCUAUAUCCUUGAUCUCUUCCCAGUGUCUUUUCCUGCAGCAGUAGAGCACAUUUGAUGCUCUUUACGGUCCACUCUUUAACGACUUUGCAGACGCGACAUUUUUGUACAAAAAAACAAGGCAAGGGUCAACCUUUUUAAAAGACAUUUUGUUUUCUCACUCUUUGUAAGAACCCAGUUUGUGAAGACUUGUAGAUUUGAAGCCCCGCACUAUAACAAGUCAAAGGAGAGGAAAAAGUGCAGGUCAAGUCGUCGCAGCUGGGACUGCUGCAAGUAACAGUCCAGUAAUCACAUCAAAUCCAGGUGAAUGUGUCCAUCCCUUGUCUUGUAUUUACCAGAAAUACAAAUUCUGUGUCACAGGCUGUCCAGAUGUAAUGGUGUGUAUGAACAUGCUACAUGCUGACACCAUCUUAAGGGCAUGUUUUUCAAUUAUCGCCAAAACUCUACCCUCGUCUAAUCCUCAGCUUUGAUAGUUCAGAUAUUAUGUGUUUCUUGUAAAUAAUGACCAAAUCUAUUUUUUGUAUCCUCUUGACGGCAGCAGACAUUGAACAUUAUAACUAAUGUCAAACUAUACUAUGUAUUAAGAUAUGGAUGAUGUAUGCUACUAUACCUGAAAUGGGGUCAGUGUGAUAUUUCUUGGAUUUGGACUUUAUAUGCAGAUUUUCAUCAAGACUCGGCCGAAGAACUCUCUCUGGCUUUGUCUGUGUUCUUUCUGGUUUGAAAAUAUGCCGGGCGUAGGUGUGGACCUUAAGUUAUGACUUCAAAUGUGCGGAAUGAACUGUUAAUUAUUCAGAUUUUCAUUAUUAUACGUAAUGGUCAAAUUGGCCUAUGUCAACCCUCCAAAUUAUGUUCUUUUCCCAUCCCAUUUACCUCAAUAAAACCAUUUUUGAUAUAA
Nerophis ophidion (straightnose pipefish) is the source of this 1848-nucleotide messenger RNA. It is a transcript of the gene anp32a, whose product is annotated as acidic (leucine-rich) nuclear phosphoprotein 32 family, member A. Gene Ontology annotation, cellular component: nucleus. The transcript has 7 exons. Gene Ontology annotation, biological process: regulation of apoptotic process. The record is from RefSeq and is a predicted model, not a curated record. Gene Ontology annotation, molecular function: histone binding. NCBI's taxonomy places the organism in Eukaryota, Metazoa, Chordata, Actinopteri, Syngnathiformes, Syngnathidae. The coding region runs from base 131 to 922 and encodes 263 amino acids.